ACUUGUCCAACUCCACUCAUUUGCCCUCUUUCCAACCUUCCAAACAGUUGACCUUCCGAUCUGUUAUCUCGGAAAGAAUCCAUGGAAAUCGCAAGUUUUGUUCUGGAAAUCGUCAAAGAUUUAUGGGGCUUGGCCAGUAAACCUUUGGGCUACAUUCGUAAUCUUAAUGAUAAUGUCCGCUCGUUGGAAGAAGCAAAUGAAGACCUGAAGGCCAUGAGCGAAGAUGUGAAGGACAGGGUGAAACGCGAAGAAGAAGAAGCAGGGGCGCAGCGCACCGGACAAGUGGCGAACUGGUUAGGCAAGGUGCAAGAAUUUGUCGGUGGAGUAGAUCAAGUUCUUCGGGAAGCCGGGGAACGUGACCGAAUCAAAUGCCUCAGUCGUUGUCUUCCGCGGAACUGCUGGUCGAGCUACAAAUUGGGGAAAAGAGUCGACCAAUUGCUCAAUGAUGCGAGACAGCUCCAACAUGAGAAAGGUGAAUUCAGAGAUGUCACGUCACCGCUGCCUCCUCCUCAGGUGCUCGAGAUGCCUAUGGUCAAGACCGUGGGGCUUGAUGUUUUCCUUAAUAAAGUGUGGAAAUGGCUCGUGGACGAAAAACAAGUAAGAGUGAUUGGGUUAUACGGAAAGGGCGGUGUGGGAAAGACCACCCUCAUGAAAAGGAUCAACGAGGAGCUUUUGCACGCAAAUCAUGGAUUUGAUAUCGUUAUUUGGGUGGUGGUAUCCAGACAAGUGAAUGAAGAUAGCAUUCGAGAUGCCAUAAGGAAAAGGCUGCACAUUCAAGAUGAGAGCUGGAACAGAUGGUCCCAGGAAGAGAGGGUCAAUCAUCUGUGCGAUGCUUUGACCCGGAAGAAGUUUGUCUUGUUGAUUGAUGAUGUAUGGCGGAGGCUGGACCUUUCGAAUAUCGGAGUUGCUCAUCAUAGUCUUGAGAACGGAUCCAAAGUAGUGUUCACAACUCGGUUGGAGCAUGUGUGCGACCAAAUGGAAGCCGAUAAGACCUUGGAAGUACAGUGCUUGACACGGGAAGAAGCUCUGAAAUUAUUCGAGAAGAACGUCGGCAAAUCGCUUGUAGAUUGUCAUCAAGAAAUUCGAGAUCUUGCAAAGGACAUUGCCGAAGAGUGCAAAGGGUUGCCACUGGCCCUUAUUACUGUCGGGCGAGCCAUGGCCAGAAAAGACAAUCCCCGUGAGUGGAGGCAUGCGCUAACGACGCUGAGGAAUAAUCCGCACAAGCUGUCAGGUAUGGUGGAAGAAGUGUACCACAUAUUAGAGUUCAGCUAUAAUUGCUUAAAUGACUCUACCCUCCAAGCUUGCUUCCUUUAUUGUUGUCUCUUUCCUGAGGAUUAUCCCAUAGGAACGGCCGAGCUUAUUGGGCUCUGGAUUGGAGAGGGAUUUCUAGGAUACACUGAUGAUGUAUACCGUAUGCGGGAUGAGGGAGAGUCUAUCUUGGGGGAUUUAAGGAGGGCUUGUCUAUUGGAGAGUGGGCGUCAUGAUGAUGAUGAGGAGGGACAAUACGUAAAGAUGCACGAUGUCAUCCGCGACAUGGCGGCUUGGAUCGCUCGUGAGCGUGGGCAAAAGGAGAACAAGUUGCUAGUGAUAGAGGACCAAGAAAACUUGUCCUUGGAGAUGAUCUCCAAAUGGGAGGAAGCGGAGAAAGUAUCUGUAUGGGGAACACGGAUUAGGAAUAUCGACCAAACACCACCAGAGUGCUCCCAGCUCGAAACUUUGCUUCUAAGAGCAACUUACGUAAGGUUCAUGCCAAGAGGGUUUUUCCAUUCGAUGAAGGCUCGUUUGACGGUCCUAGACCUAUCCGAGAAUGCAUCUAUUGAUUUAUUCCCAAUAGAGAUUUGUGAUCUGAUUUAUCUACGGUACUUGAACAUGUCGCACACUUUUAUCAAAGAAUUGCCCCAGGAAAUCAAGAAUUUGACUCGUUUACGGUGGUUGCUGCUAGAUAAUAUAUCUCCUUUUGUCCUAAUUCCGACUGGGGCAAUCAGAAACUUACCAUUGAAUGUGCUUAGCCUGUGGACAAGUUAUAUAGAGAAUGAAGAAGAGAUAGUACAGGAACUGGGGGGCAUGCAACAUCUCACCGACUUAUCUAUCAUCGUGUUCAAGUCAUCCUCUGCCCUGAAAAUAUUCGAGUCCCCAAGUUUACAGAGAAGCAUACGGAGAGCGAGAAUCACCGGUUGCAAGGGCUUGACCCGCAUCCUAAUAAGUCGGUCACCAACAGGCAACGGCGGUUUCCCGCGUUUAGAAGUGCUUCAUCUAUACACUUGCUCCGAGCUGGUGAAGGUGGAGGUCAGUGAAGGAAUAGGACGAGCGCCCAACUGCUCUUCUUGCUUCCCUAGUCUCGUUCAAGUUGAUAUCUACGACUGCGGGCUUUCGGACUUGUCCUGGCUAGUGCACGCCCCGAAACUCCGGGAAUUGAAAGUCGACAAGUGCUGUUUGAUGAAGAGACUCAUUGGAGGUGAAUUCACAAGAGAGGAAUUAGCUGCUUCAGGACUAUUCUCAAGUCUCGAAACCCUGACCCUCGCUGAUCUUCCAAACCUGACGAGCAUUUGCGACCGGGCUCUAUUUUUCCCUCAGGGGGUAAGCUUCCGAAUAUUGGGGUGCCCUGGUCUCAGAAAGUUGCCGUGGGACUCGGACAGCGCGAGGGGAAGCAGCAGCUUCUCGGUCUAUGGGGACUCAGACUGGUGGGCCACGUUUGAGUGGGACCCCGCCGCCCGGGUCACCUUACAGGGGAGUGAUGGGAGUCCCGGAGAAGAAAUGACAUAUGGAGAGGCAUCACGUAAAAUCAAAGACCGGCCCCUUUUCGGGGCCAAAAUUGGAUUCCUACAGAGUGAGUGA
Rhodamnia argentea is the source of this 2835-nucleotide messenger RNA. Its product is annotated as disease resistance protein RPS5-like. The transcript has a single exon. The coding region runs from base 82 to 2835 and encodes 917 amino acids. The record is from RefSeq and is a predicted model, not a curated record. NCBI's taxonomy places the organism in Eukaryota, Viridiplantae, Streptophyta, Magnoliopsida, Myrtales, Myrtaceae. Gene Ontology annotation, molecular function: ATP hydrolysis activity; ADP binding.